AUGGUCGAAAAUCAUAAAUAUUGCUUGUGCGCGGGCGAGUUUAAACUAUGGGGUAUUAUUCACGAAAACGAAUGGUCCGGGACCAAAAUUAUGGGAACAAUUACCAAAAGGUUAAAGCAAAAAAUAAAAGGGUUAAUAAAUAUAUAUUACGAUUGCGGAACGUUUUCGAUGCAAAAGUUUAAAUAUUGGUUUGGGAGGCCCCGGUGGAAAUAUUGCAAUUUAAACAGCAUUAGGUUAUCGCAUCCAAACGGAUACCGGCGUAAAUAUAAUGCUGGGGCAGGGAGGUGGUAUUAG
Messenger RNA from Pyricularia pennisetigena, 294 nucleotides. RefSeq lists its product as uncharacterized. The record is from RefSeq and is a predicted model, not a curated record. The transcript has 2 exons. Bases 1 to 294 code for a protein of 97 amino acids. NCBI's taxonomy places the organism in Eukaryota, Fungi, Ascomycota, Sordariomycetes, Magnaporthales, Pyriculariaceae.